AUGGCUUGUGGCUUGGAGAAACAUGAACCAAUCUGCAAAAAGAUGUCGAAAAGUCGCCGAAAGAUAUUUGAUUCAGGAAAGCAAAGAGCGACAGGUUCGGAUAUUACAAUUACCGGCGUUAGAAAUGCUCAAAAGGAACGCGAGAUGGUUGGCGGCACAUUUCCUCGACCUAAAACGAGUUGGCGAGAAAAGCACGAAUCGUUUGUUAGCGCAGUGUCGGCAUCAAAACAAGUGGAUUAUGCGUUGAAAACGGGUACUUCGUUAUCCCUUCCUCCUAAAACAUCUCUUACAAGAGGUAAACUCGGCAAGUUUCAUAGUGCUACACCUUAUUAG
Dracunculus medinensis (Guinea worm) is the source of this 333-nucleotide messenger RNA. The record is from the annotation of a GenBank genome assembly. NCBI's taxonomy places the organism in Eukaryota, Metazoa, Nematoda, Chromadorea, Rhabditida, Dracunculidae.